CUGCACAGCCACUCACAGGAGCAGGAGCAUCUGCACGCGGAGGGGAAGCACACAGGACUCUUUUUUCAUUUUCCUUUUUUAACCAUCACUCCAGACAGGCUUAAUUAUUUUUUACAUCUGUAUUUUUUCCCCUCUUGCUUCAUUUUGAUCUCCUCCCCAAGCAUCCCCCACACUUCUUUUUUGUUGGAGUUUUUUGCUCAGACUUUUUGGAGAAUUUUUAUUUUAGCUAAGCCAGCACGAGACUGAAAGGACUGAGAGAAAGUGGCAGCUAAGAGAGACUGCAAAAUCAUCUCUUCCUGGGGUUCUCCGGCAGAGACAGAGUUGCACAUUAUUUUUACUGUGUUUUCACAUACUGCUCUCUAUCUAGCCAUAUACACGUGCAGAAGGAGAGAAGUACAUACAUUGAAACUCAAGCAGCCCAGCCAUGGGAGGAAGGGCUCAGCCUGAUCGGAAACAAUUACCGUUGGUCCUACUGAGAUUGCUUUGCCUUCUCCCUACAGGGCUGCCAGUCCGCAGCUUGGAUUUUACCCGAGGCACCGAUAACAUCACCGUGAGGCAGGGGGAUACGGCCAUCCUCAGAUGUUAUGUAGAAGACCGAAGCUCCAAAGUGGCCUGGUUAAACCGUUCUGGCAUCAUUUUUGCUGGACAGGAUAAGUGGUCCCUGGACCCUCGGGUAGAACUGGAAAAACGAACCCCUCUGGAAUACAGCCUCCGAAUCCAGAAAGUGGAUGUCUAUGAUGAGGGGUCCUAUACAUGCUCAGUGCAAACACAGCAUCACCCCAGGACUUCCCAGGUUUAUUUGAUUGUGCAAGUUCCACCAAAGAUCUCCAGUAUCUCCUCGGAUGUCACUGUGAAUGAGGGCAGCAAUGUGACCCUGGUGUGCAUGGCAAAUGGACGCCCCGAGCCUGUCAUCACCUGGAGACACCUCACCCCGACAGGCAGAGAAUUUGAAGGCGAGGAAGAGUACCUGGAGAUCCUAGGGAUCACGCGGGAGCAAUCUGGCAAGUACGAGUGCAAAGCCGCCAAUGAGGUUUCCUCGGCAGAUGUCAAGCAAGUCCGGGUCACUGUGAACUACCCUCCCACUAUCACUGAAUCGAAGAGCAAUGAAGCUGCCACGGGACGGCAAGCCUUACUCAAGUGUGAGGCAUCGGCAGUGCCCACGCCUGAUUUUGAGUGGUACAGAGAUGACACCAGGAUAAACAGUGCCAAUGGCCUGGAGAUCAAGAGCAUGGGGAGCCAGUCCCUUCUGAUGGUGGCCAAUGUCACUGAAGAACAUUAUGGCAACUACACCUGUGUGGCUGCCAACAAGCUGGGAGUCACAAAUGCCAGCCUAUACCUUUACAAGCGAGUUUUACCCACACUCCCCAACCCUUUUCCAGGACCUGGCACAGGGAGAGUAGACAACGGUUCAGUGAGUUUGGCCGUACCACUGUGGCUGCUGGCAGUGUCCCUGCUCUGCCUACUUAGCAAAUGUUAAUAAAAUCAGAAUAAAAUCAAAUUAAAAAACCCAACAACAGCAGCAACAAUAACAACACACAAAACAAAGCGCGUCAUACAGGAGACAGAGCGAGAAAAAGAAGGGGAGAGAGAGAGGACUGGUUCUUUCACAACUUUUGUGUGUUCAGGAGCAAAGGGGGGGAAUUACAGCGAAGACGAAUCAGCAACAUUUAUUCCGAAUUACGACAAGACAUCUGUCAAGCCAUCGACCACCCAAGAUGCGACGAGGAGCGCAGGAGAGAAGGAGGCACUGGGUGGGGACCGCGUUGUGCCAAAGACGCCAAGGUGUAAAAAAAACCCCCAACCAAUUAGAUUUCUUGUUUCCCCCUUCUUUCCUUAGUCCUCUUUCUUUCAUCUUCUGAAAGAGAAGGUCUUUGCUGUGAUGUUUAUAGCCACUUAACCCCUUGAUUUCCUUAGCCAUUUGGUGAGCUGACUCUCUGCCAGUUCAGACUUUUGGAAAGCAGUAAUCCAGACCCUUUCGCAUACUGGUGUCCCAUGAAGAAACCUCACACCUCCCCCCCCAUCCCUUGCACCCUCAUUGACCCCCUCUCUUACGCCCCUUCUCCUCUACUACCUCCCUCUCUGCCCUGAGCUCAAGCUAUGUUGACUAUGCUACAAACACACUGUUUUUAUUCUCUUCUUCUCCCCCUGUAUUUGGCUGGGUGUCUCUGUCUCCCGUGUGUGUGUGUGUCUGUGUGUAUGUCUCUCUCUCUCUAAAGCAUGCGAACAGAAUGGUCCAUAUGUACAUAAGCUCAUCAUGCUGUAGAUAAAGUUCUGCAUUGUAAGUGUGAGACAUGGUGCUGAGAGAUCACUUGGGCAGAUGUGGGGGGGUGGGGAGUGCAUCAGUUGUGGCACUGGUUCAGAUGGGCUCCUGUCCCACAGCUGGCUUUUGCCUUGACAGCCUCCUGGCCGUAUUGCUUGGAAGCGUCAAUCUCCAUACUUUUUUAACCCGUCCCUGAUCAACCCCACCCGGCUGGCACUCAAUUGUAAUGCAUCAGAAUAGUGGCUCCUGCUUUACCUCUGUGCUUGUGUGUAUGUCCAAACAGGUAGAAAAUCAAUGUGACUGACCCGUAGGACCAUAGAUGGCAGCAUUUCAAGAGCACUGUUCCAGUACCCACUCCUGGGGGGGGGCGUUGGGAAGAGAGGUUAUCAGUGAGAUAACCUGGGCUUCACUGAUCUUCUGCCCCUGUAGGUAUGGCGUGGCCAGUAAAUCUCUCUUACCAGAAAAGCCUCCAAGUGGUAAUUCAUAACCAUUCAGUAUUGCUAUAGAAAUGAAUUUUUUGUCCCUCUGACCUCCUUGUUACAAUCAAAGCAAACCUGUAAAUAUCUCACUCAGCCACUAUGAAAAUACCUAGAUGGAGCUUCUUUAAUUUUGUACUUUAAAGAAAACUCAAACUGGUUCAGAAAGUGGCCAGAACCUGGGACUGUAUUGUAAAAAAGCUGGGGCCAAAAUUCUUGACAUACAGGAAAGAAGAUUUGGGUGGUACAUUGAAGAGAGGUACAAGGGGGUAUGCAGUGGGGGGCUAUUUUGUUCACCAAUAUGUAACACAUCAAGGUUGCUAAGCUUGCUUCUAGAAAUCUUUGCCCUCUGGAUGGUCAGAGGAGGAGGUAGUUGAUGAAAGAAAUUCUAGUGACACCUGGUGGAGAAGAUGUGGUGAGUCUCAGAGUAGAUCAUUUGAAACAAGAGUUACUGAAAUGCUGCCUAUCUGCUGGAAUCUGCCAUUUCAGCAACAGGUCCUGCAGGAUAUGAUGUAAGCAAUGGGACACAUGCAAAUCUGAAGAGCCUCACAUAUCCCAUUGACUGUGCUGGUCAUCCGUGAAAGGGGACAGCUGGGUUAUGCACCAGUGUUUUGUCUCUGGCAACCUGUGUCUAAAUGCACCUAGGGUCACAAGUGCCAUGAUCUGGGUGUCCACAGCAGAGGAGAUGUUGGGACUGCCAGUCCCUUCUCUUUCUCAGCAGAGCCUCUGGAACUGGCUUAGCAGUGGUGCUGUGGGUCAGGAUUUAGGAGCUACGCACGGGCCUUCACUGUGUCCUACUCCUAAGCAGUUUCCUAAGCAGUAAAAAUUCCCUUCUUUCCACCCCAUCCCUCCACAAAUAAGUACAAUUUAGCUCUGCCUGGAAUUUGCUGUAAAAACUUAUGGGAAGUAGGGCGGAAAUCUCUCUGGCUUGAGCAGGCUUAAGAAAGGGGAGACUGAUCACCAGAAAGCAAUGAGUUAAUUCUGUUAUGUGUUUCAAUCCUUCCCUUUACUCAGCUAAGAUGAAAUUUGUAAGAGGAGGCUCCUUAUAAUUCAGUGCCGGCUCAGCGGCAGCGCUCGCCUUGAUCAAGCAGCUCAACAGCACUGCCUCUUUUCUGCUGAGCAAGGCAGUUUUGGGGCAGAGACAGGCAAUCAAUUAAAGAGGCAGCAAGGCUUCUCACAGCCCACCAGGACUUGCAGAUAAAUAUUAGUCUUUGAGUGUCUUUUAAGGGAGGAGAGCAGAGAAACAGGCCUGCAGGAUGUCACCAGUCAAGGGAAGGGGAUUUUCCCCCAUCCCUCAAAGUACAUGCUUAGCUCAAGGUGGGCUCUUCUGUAAUUUUCCCUCAGUGUUUUGGGAUGUUGGAGAAUAAUCCCCACAAAAAUCACACCCCAGAAUGUGUGUGUGUGUGUGCGCGCCUUGAUAACAGAUAUGACAUCAUCACUGCUUGGGAGGGGUUGGCAAUUGGGCAUUGAAACCUCUCUCGGUGGGACUAGAUCCAGUGAGGCCAGAAAAUGAGGCACAGACCUUCAGAAGUAUGUAGGUGCUGGGCUCUUGUUGAACACACUGGGCAUUAGGCACCUAAAUACCUUUGAGAAUCUGGGCCUUAGCCUGUAGGUGACCUACUGACCAUGAGCCCUGCAGAGUCUCUUAGGACAGGAGCCCUCUAGCCUCUGCUGGUGAUUCUUUCUGAGUCUGAUGGGUCUUGCUGUAGGGAGGAGAGUGAGUGUACAAGUCCAGUAGCAGAUAUUGCACUUGGGGGAUGGACUGUGCACCCUCUCCCACAUACUGGUUCAUAGGUUUGUUAUUGUAGGGUUGCUCAGAGGUGGUGGGCUGCCUGCACUGAUUCAUUACUGCAGGGAGCCUGUCAAGGGUUGUUUAUGAGGACUGGGCUGAACGCAUUGUUUCAUCAGUGUAGGUUAGCUCAGGGGUGCUGAGCUGUACACACUGGUUUGUUUUUGUAGGGUCACUGAUGAGUGCGGAGCAGUACAUAUCGCUGUGUUAUUGUAGGGUUGUUCAUGAGCACUAGGCGGCACACAGUGGUUUGUUAUCGUAUGAUUCCUCACAAGUAGUGAGCUACUGGCAGUGAAUUGUUUUAAAUAUUUUUAGAAAAAAGAGCACUGAAGCUUUUGUUUGGCGGGGAACCCCCCCCUCACCACCACCAACUACAACAACAAUCCCAGACUUUUGGAACAGAAAAAGACAAAGAUGGGUGGGAGGACCCAUUCUGUCUAGUGGUUAGGGCUGAGGUCUACCAGUUAGGACUCCUGGGUUCUACUCCUGACUGUGCCCCUGACUCUUCGAGCAAGUCUGUGCCUCAGUUUCUCCUCUGUAAAAUGUGGAUAAUGAGAUUCACUCACCAAUACAGCUGCUGAAAGGCAUGACAGUGGCAUUAGAACAGUGUGUAUAGUGGGGGUGCUGAGAGCCAUUGAACCAAACUGUAAACCCUGGAUAUGAUGGAAACUACUUCAAGUCUGGGGGAUACCACUGUACCCCCAGCACCCCUGGGCAUGAUGCAAGUGCACAGUAUUACAGUUAUUCUGUUCUGGGAUCUCCAUUCUUGGCAGUGUCUGUUCCUUUAACUUGAGAGCUGGGGUGGGGAAAUAUUUAUUUAAUGUUUUUAAUGGACCCAAUCCUGUGAGCUACUGAGCAUCUCCUGAGAGGUCCUGAGCACCCUCCAUUUCCAUUGAAGUCAAUGAGGGUUGCACAUCACCUCCCAAGACCAGGGCCAUAAUGAAGAUGGGAAAAGGCAUUUUCCUUGAUCAUUUCUUCAUCCCUGUGGAUAAUUACAUUGAAAAGACAUAUCCUCCAGUGCAGAGCCUUUGUUCUUAGGCAUCCACAAUGGUCCUGCUUCUUUGGCCCCCCCUCUCCCCCUCUUCAAAAUUCACUCGUUUGCUGCUCUACCCCUCAGUGGGAUUUGGAAUGGGACACCAGUUCCUUGAGAGUGUAGGUGUAAUUGUGUUUGAUUGAUGGAGGUUUAACAUUUAGUGUUAUUAAAAAAAAAGAUUGUAUUUCUUCUACAAGUUUGUAAAUAUACGAUAGUGACAUGAGAUGUCCAAUAAUGUCCAAGCAAAGAAACAAACACUUAGAUUUAAUAUGUGGCCCCUUACUUGCUAGCAGAUAUUUAACCCUUUUCAGGUUACUAGUGGGUGGGGUGGGGGGCAACUUUCUGAAAGGAAAUGAACCGUGUGAACGUAGCCCUCUAGGACGACCUGAAUGCCAUACAUGAUUGCAGCGUGUUGUUUGUAUGUGUCUGGCUGGGUGAAAAAUGAAGCGAUGCAUGGCUGUGAAAUGCUGGGAAGGUGGGUAUCAAAAUCCCCAGGUAACGCAUGUAUCUCAGCAUUAUGAUCCUUUUCUAGACCACGACUUGCGGACACGUAGAGCAGCAAUGCAAACCCUUGCUUUCUCCACCAGCAAAGUUGUGUAGACCAUGGUUAUCAUCAGGGUCAUGUUAACAGUGACAUUAACAAGGUUUUUUUUGUUGUUGUUUACAUGCUUUGUGUAAACUGAUUUACAGCCUCAGUUUACACCCCUUUACAUAGCAUUUACUGUUCAGGAACCAUGGACAAAUCUCCAAUUUUCUCCCAUGCCAGACCAAGAGUCAAUCACACUAUGCUCAGAAGUCCACCCACCCCUAUUUCAGUGCUCAGAUUGGACUUCAGAUACAGGUGCAUCUAUUCAAUGAACCUAGGUACCUUUCUGAGCAUCCAAUUAAGGUGCCAUUGUUUCAAAAUUGAGCCCAUGGCAUUAACUUUGUAAACUUCAUCUUUCACACAUUUUCCAGGCCAUGUAGAAGUAGCAUGUCUGGAAGGAAAUUUGGGGCAACGACCGAGGAUUCAUGGGAAUUUGGGGGAGUGGAGCUUGGGAGCAUUUAACCUCACUCUCAGCCUUUCCACAAGAAGACAUUUCGGUCAGGUCUUCACAUAUUGCUUAUUGCCUUCACUUCAUCUUAUGAGGGAAUCCAGGUGUGUAGUGAGGAAGUGUUUCCUCUCCCAAGUCUAAUAGUACAAUCCAUGUCCUCUGCUCUGACCCCACUGAUCCAUGGCCAAAAUCUUCAUGGUGCUUGACAUCACACAGCAAAUCGCAUCAAAUGGUGCCAUGGAAUACAGUCUUGGGGAGGUGAGGCAGAGCUGGAAGUUCUAAGUCUUCCUCCUGAAGGUGGCAAAAGCUUAUUUCAUUUUUGACAAGUGCACAGAAAAGACUGUGAAAAGAGGCCCCUCACAUGAGGAGCAGAGUGGAGGGGGCGGGAAGAGAGAAUUAAACUAGGAGAUGGUCUCCCAGGCUAUGUCAUUGAUAAAAAAGUUAGGGCCAUAUGCUGUUCGCAAUCCAUGCACAGAAUUCCCAGCCACAUCAACGAGGAAGACUAUUGGCUCUCAGUAUGGUCUCAAAGUGGGUAUAUUUCCAGUGUGGUGCCUGGGAAAGUUAGGGAGUUCGACAUUAAGGGAUGUGUCCAACUGUUGAACCAUCCUCUUGUUCCCCUCUAUGUAACAUGCCCCUUUCCCACCUACAUCUUACAGUGUGACACCUCAGCAUGGUUUCUAUGGGGGUUGUUUCCCCAAAGACCAAACCUCAGGUGUUCACUUGUUUUCCAAUCUCCCUAUCUCAGCAGGGAGGAAAUCAGCUUGGUAAGGAUGCCAGCAAGUUCCUCUAUCCAGGCAUGGCUUGGGGAGGCCCAUGUAUAGUAAGCCAGCCACCCUGAGAAGAGCAAGGAAAAGAGGACAGCUCCUCUAAAUAAGCCCAGGAAAUGGAAGGUAAAGGGCUCUUACCUCACUGCAGGUUCAGCUUAGCUAGUGCCACCAAAAGGUCCUGCAAACCUUUAAGGAGUACAUGAGACAGUAGAGGAAGGGAGAGUGUCUCACCAGUCAGGAGGAUAGGCUUGCAGAGCUGGUGGUAGGGCUGACUUCAUGGCAAGGUUGUUUGGGGAGCACAUUAGUGGGCAAAGAUCCUAUCCAACAAAGGAAGUCUCCAGGCGGGGCAGGGAACUACCUCUCCCCGAUUUGUGUAUAUCUUCAGCUCACUUUGUGAGCCCCGUGGGGAACGUGCGUUGUGAUACCCUAACUGGGGCCCCAUCCAUCAACAUCUCAGCGUAUCUGUGAGAACAGAGGGAUUGAACUGAGCCCUGCUAUCUAUCCUCGGUCAACCCCUUUACUUCCUGCUCAGAAUGUCUAGUACCUCCUAUGGAAUGUGAGUAUGUGCAUGUGUCUACAUAUAGAUAUAGUACUCGCAGGCCACAAGGAAACUAUCAACAAGGAGAGAACUUCCCAGCUGGGGAGUGUCUUCCAGCUCUGAAGUUAUUUCAUUUGCUCCCUCUUUCAGUCACACAGAUACUUAUCCCUCCCGAUACCCCUACAAUACACACAUGCCACUCUCCUCCACAAAUCCCUCACACAGCCAUCACACCACUCUCCUUUCCUAGACCCCGCCCCCCAGUGACACAUGCAAAAUGACACAUACGUCUCAAUUUGCUUUUAGCAGUUUGUCUAUAGAAAGCCAUCAGCUGCAUGGUUUGUGGUGAAUUUCUACAAACAAGGAAAGGGCAUGGGGGGAGGGGAGAGUAAAAAUUGCCUUCACACCAGCUCCAAACCGUUCCAUUUCCUCAGCUGGAGCUAAGUUUCAUCCUCCAGGCCUUAGGGAGGAGGUCCAGUGUCCCUUCUUGCUACACAGUGGGGUGGUUAGAACUUUUCUCAUUAACAGUGUUAUAUACAUAUAAAUAUAUAUAUAUAUAUAUAUCUUUAUAUAUAUUUUUCCCCAGCACCGUAGACAUGAGCUGAACUUCUCUUUAAUGAAACAAGAACACGGCCAUUUUAUUUUUUGCCAUUGGUUUGUUUUCGGAUACUAGCUCUGUGGAAGAAAAUUUUAAAUGCGCAAGUAUGUGUGUGUGAAAAAAAAAGGAAGGGAAAAAAAAACCCCAAACCUGACACCAACAAAAA
Gopherus flavomarginatus (Mexican gopher tortoise) is the source of this 8661-nucleotide messenger RNA. RefSeq names its product limbic system associated membrane protein (gene LSAMP). Bases 425 to 1477 code for a protein of 350 amino acids. NCBI's taxonomy places the organism in Eukaryota, Metazoa, Chordata, Testudines, Testudinidae. The record is from RefSeq and is a predicted model, not a curated record. The transcript is spliced from 8 exons. Gene Ontology annotation, cellular component: neuron projection.